Molecule: messenger RNA, 4656 nt
Organism: Anopheles cruzii
Lineage: Eukaryota; Metazoa; Arthropoda; Insecta; Diptera; Culicidae
Gene: unc-119
Product: protein unc-119 homolog
Exons: 3
Coding region: 128-901 (257 amino acids)
Biological process (GO): lipoprotein transport; cilium assembly; nervous system development
Cellular component (GO): cilium
Molecular function (GO): lipid binding
Source: RefSeq, a predicted model, not a curated record
CGUAACAAACGCUUAAAAGCGUAGAUAGAAACGAGUUCUUUUACGAGCUCCGCAAACAAAGGUUCCAUAUACCAGCGGCAUUCUAGGUAGGGUAGGCACAACCCAAGUGACCCGAAUAAGCGCAAUCAUGAGUUUGGUGGGCAAGAAGCUCAGUUCCAUGGCAUCUGGAGGCGGUGCGGCGACUUCCUCCGCAGGGGACGAAGCGGCCACGUCCUCGCCCACAACUCCGACGGUCACUGGAACCGCACCGAGCAUCAUCACGCCGGAAUAUGUGUUGCAGUUGAACAAAAUCGCUGACGAUUACCUCUGCACGCCCGAUGCAAACAUCUACGAGAUCGAUUUUACUCGCUUCAAGAUACGCGAUCUGGAAUCGGGUGCUGUACUUUUCGAGAUAGCGAAACCAUCGGUCAGUGACAUUACGCAAAGCGGCCACAGUGCCGCCGGUGCGGGGGGUGAAUCAACGCCCGACGUUGCAAACGAAGCCACGAGCGGUGAAAAUCCGGCCCCAACCACGGCUGAGGAUGUAGAAGAAACGUUCGAACCGAACGCUGGACGUUACGUGCGGUACCAAUUUACGCCUCAAUUCCUGAAGCUCAAAACCGUCGGUGCAACGGUCGAGUUUACCGUUGGCAGCAAGAGUGUGAAAAACUUUCGCAUGAUCGAGCGGCACUUUUUCAAGGAUCGGUUACUGAAAACGUUCGACUUUGAGUUUGGAUACUGCAUUCCCUUUUCUAAAAAUACUUGCGAACACAUCUACGAGUUCCCCGCCAUCCCGCCGGACCUAGUGAACGAAAUGAUUCAACAUCCGUUCGAGACCCGUUCCGAUAGCUUCUACUUCGUCGAUGGUGGCCUGGUGAUGCACAACAAGGCAGAUUACGCGUACAACGGUGGUGGUCUGUGAACGCCACUCGGUUGCCGGCCACAAACGGGAUCCCUGGCGAGAACGGCGCCAGAUGUUACCGCGAUACGACUUUGUUUUGUUGCCUUUCGUUGUUGCGCCGUGUUGUGUUGGUGAUCAACGUGGUUCUCGAUCCGAGCAAGCGUGCGGUGAAACCAACUUUUCGCCAAAUACACGCGAUUCGAACGGGGCGACUCGUGCUGAGUUUGUGAAGUGCAGCAAGGAUGGAAAUUGGGAAACCGCAAGUAUCCGGCAUUCCCAAUAACCCAAUAACCGAGGCCGAGCUAACGCGUGAUGAGGGCAGGAAAAAAAUAAACAAAACAGGUACGUUAAUAUACUUAUAGUAAAUGCAGAAGCCAGAGAUAAAAAGCAGGGUACACCGGAGGCAAAAAGACAUUAUCGAAAAUUCCCUCACCGGCCAACCGUCAUCGAAAUGGUCAACCGACACUAAAAGGUCACACACAGGUUCCGUUAUGGGCGCUUUAAAUAUAUUUAUUGUAAGAAUUGGAAGGUUUUUAAAACGAGGCGAAAUAUGAAUCUAGUCCAGAAUAGGCGCCGCCUACUCCAACGUUAAACGAUGUACGAGAGCAGCAGCACACAGCCUGCUAAGCAAUGCCAAUUAAAAGUGUGACCAGCACGACUCUAGAAAAUGAAAACGAUCGCCGACGUAGGACAGAACUCUAAUCACCUUUCUUGCCUUAAUUAUUUGUUUGUUAUUGUGGUGAACGGGAACAGGGGAAAUCAAGGGUGGAAGAAAAAGGCAUAUGAAUGUAUUAAGCAUAAAAACAUAAACACACCACAGGCUCCCAGACCGAUCGGUUCGCGCGAAUUAAAAAUAGACUAGCGUUCUGUACAUCCACGGUACAGUCGCAUUCGAGGGCUUGCUGUGGUGGUAUACCGCCGCCCGAACGAAAGUUGAAUGUGUUUUGAUAGCAAUGAAUCAAUGUUGAUGGGAUUUUGUACCAAACCGUUUGCGUCCGUUGGCUUUUGUAUGUUGUGUACCUCUGCGAUCGAACUUCAGUUAAAACUAAGCGACAACAAAGGCAUAGCUAUUCGAUAGUUUAGAGAGCAUUCGCCACGAAUCUUUCAUCCAUGAACUAAAUUGACUAAUUCAUAAAUGACUCUAUUGCGGAUAAUUAUGUUUGACAAAAAUGUUACAGAAGGUCACCUGGGGAAGACAGAGCACAGUUUUUGCUUCAAACGGCAGGAAUCUCUCACGAGCAACAUUUGGGGUUUCGGUCGGUCAUCGUCCCGUCGGGUAUUGCGCCUCGCAAAUAUCACGGUUUACACCACCGUGAACCCCGUCCGUGUGUCGUCCGUCCGUUAUGGCUCACGACACGCGAUUUCUUGUACCGCCGUCGGCAGUUGGCGGUUCGUGUCCGUGGGAUCGAUUAGGGUUUCGUUUGCACCUUCGCGAACGACGAAUUCAGCUGACCACGGCUUACGGCAGGUGGCUGAAAACCGAAUUUUUAUGUACCUUCGCCACCGUAGCACCCUCGCGACCAAUCCCCGAAUGGGUGACAAACAUAAUGUCCUAAAUCUUCUCACACCACAAACCGCGUCGCUUGCGUGACCGCAUGCAAUGACCGUGGCUCGGAAGUGUUAUUGACGCCACCUAUCAGUUUGUAUUCAUAUGGGGUCAAUAUCAUGAACCAAAAAAAUCCCUUCCAUUGCUUUUACCUUUCUAUUACUUUUAAGUUACAACUCUUUUUAGCAGGAAGUGGCUUAAUUCACCUCAUUUAUCGUGGCAUUUUUCAUUGCAAGGAUAAAGCAAAACAUAUCUUUUGGAAGCGCUAAAGGCAUUUCAAACGUUUGCAUUUCCGACACGGAACGGCUCCCGACUGACUGUUCUCUCGCUCUCUCUAGAGUAGAUUGUUUUACUCGUUUCGUCGUUAGGAACGAUGCGGGCAAGGAUUAACGAAACCGGCAAUGGGACAAAACCUGUCUGCACCCAAAACGCAAACGAGUGCGAUAAUGAGAUACGAAUGCAAAUUUGGUCUUCGCGACCGGCCACGGGCCACACAAGCCAUACAAGCCUCUGCAACUGCAGCCUCUCUCGUUCACCAAAACACCUCAAAGCCAUGGCCGAACUAAUUAGUAAAACAUUCGAAAGCAAGUAGCGUGCAGUAAUAGCAACUGAAUAUAAAUCAACUGAAAACAUAUUUGUAUCACAUGAUAUAAUAGUUGUCACCAGAAAAGAAAUAAUAAGAACACACCGGAAUAGUUAAAGCGCCCUUGUAAUAGAUGAGAAAAUGCUUUGAUGUUCAGUAACACACAACUAAAUAUGUAGUAAAGCGAAUAGGCGUCCGUAAUGAAAAAGAACUGAGUUUUAAAGAACCUUAUUAUUGCCCAGUACACCGUGUCGCGACAUCAAUGCAGGGCCAGAAAUCGAUAGCGUUGAUUUAGUGAACGUUUUAGUUAUAUGAAAAAACCGCGAUUAGUCAGUGUUUUAGCGUUAAGCGGGCUUUGGAAAUCCGUUUUGAAAUUGUAAUGCGCCGGAGAGUCCCAAGCCUGUCGGUAGGUUGGAAGUAAUGGCAUAGUCAUUUACGAUAAGUUUCUUCAACUUCCGCGUCGCAACCGUUGAUCGUUUUUACUCAAAUUUUUGGAAAUUGCGGUUGCGUUUAGUUGUGUGGUUGGUACACGGAAAUGUUUAUCCUUUUUAUACCAAUACUCUUGGCAAGAAUCAGCACAUUUGGGAGUUGUUUGUUUCGCACGUGUGAGUGUGUCUGUAACACAUUGUUUGAUUUUCCUACCCUUAUGACCACGUACCGAUUGCACAAGACUUCCUAUUCACGCCCGGCCAAAAACCCGAAUUUCAAACGUACCACCAGCACCACGCAAAGGCCACACUAUACUGUUUAGUUUUUGUAAUGUGUUUAGAUGUUAAACAAUUGGUGGUCAAAUUACUAUGGUGCAUGAUGAAGGCGUCAAAAAAGCGGCAUUUGCGGCUGCGCUGAGCCGACAAGAGACUAAACCCUACUGCACUUAAUUCUAGUCUGUUUGGUACCAGUCGUCGUGGCAGAAAGUUGCCAAUAGAAUGGCGAUGAAGCGAUAAAACUUAAAAAUUUACAACAAAUCAAGAAGAGACAAAAAGGAUAACCAGCACAGUCAGUGUGAACUUUUUCAGCGUGUGUGCGCCAGGCAUUGUCCACAGUUAAUGCACCGCACUGCAGUAUGCCGCCCAUUCGGAAAAAAACGAAAACGUUACCAGCAAAACAAUGAACCAUACGCAAUAAGAAAUAAAUAAAUUACCAAAAUUCAAACAAUAUUUAGAUAAUAUGCGCCAUGCAGUGAUGUAGUGCGCCCGUAGUGCUGAGGCUAGAAACAGUAGAAUGGUGCGAGUAGAAGCGGAUGGCAAAAGCGGACAAACCAUUAGUAGAAACGAAAUUCGGGUAGUGUUUGUGUUUUUUGAACAAAAACAAUGUUCCUUCGCCGACAAUGUUGCAACACACUGAGGGUAAGCUAAACAAAAAGAAACCAAAAAGCUAUUAAGAAAAGUUGUGAACAAAGUAAGAAAACAAAAUCUCUAUGCUUCUCCAUCGCUAGCGAGAAGAAGGCGAUAAAAUGAUAAAACCAAAAGCAUCAAAACUAUCACCGCGUAGCGACAUACUUUUACCGAAUCUUAGCUAAAAUUGAAGUUACACAAGCGCAACCGAACGCAUGGGAGGCAAUACGCUGCGCAAAACACGUGUCGGGUGGAACGCCGGGGGAAUAGGUAUGUUGGCCGGUGGUGCUGAUAGGAUGAUAGGUUUGGGGUC